AUGAGUGACACCCUACCCACACUCUUUCAGACUGCAAGAAGCAGUCUACUGAAGGAGGAGGCUUUAGCCAUUUCUGCUCUGGAGGAACUGCCUAUUCAUCUAUUUCCAGAAAUGUUCAAGGGGGCUUUCACUGACAGGCGUACAAAGGUCCUGACUGCAAUGGUGUCUGCCUGGCCCUUUCCAUCUCUUCAUGUAAGAACCCUGAUAGAAGAAGUUCCUCAACUGGAGACUUUGAAAGCACUGCUUGAUGGGUUGAAUGUCCUGUUAACACAGAAGUUUCAUUCCAGGUGUAAACUCAGAAUGCUUGAUUUGAGAAGGAAUGUGUACCAUAACUUCAGGGGCAUACAGGUUGAACCUCAAGAGGAUGACUGCUCAUCACAGACAUGUCCUGACCCUGGGAGGAAGGUAUAUUUUAAGGUGGUAACCGAUUUUGAACUCACAGAGGCUGGUUUCGAUGAAUGGACCAUAUAUUUGUUGGAAUGGGUCAAGCAGAGAAAAUCUUCCAUUCAUCUGUGCUGUAGGAAGCUGCACAGUUGUGCUUUACCAGUCUCUGCUGUCAGAAAGGUCUUUAAAUUGGUGGAUUUGAACUGUAUCCUGGAGCUACGGCUGAGUGAGUGGUUGCUUGAAUUCCUGGUAGACCUUGUUCCUUACCUGGAGCAGAUGAGUAAUCUUCGCACCCUCAUGCUAGAGGGAAUUAAGGAGCCCUUCAGUGUUACUGCUUGUGAAGACCAAGAAGAUGAGUGGCAUGGCACGUUACUUUCUAUGCUCCCCAACUUUGCCUGUCUCCAGAAUCUCUAUUUGAAUGAUAUCUACCUUCUAGAAGACUCCCUUGACCAGUGGCUCAGCUGCCUGACAACCCCUUUGGAGACCUUGUCAAUUAUUAACUGCCAUCGACUGUUACAGUCAGACUUCGAGUACCUGCCCCAUUGUCUGAAUAUUCGUAAGCUCAAGCAUCUGAACUUGAAGGAUGUCUUUCUAUCUGAUGUAGGCUAUGAACUUCCGGGGCUCAUCCUUGAGAAAGUCACAAGUACCCUACAAAUUCUGGAACUGGAGCUGUGUGGAAUGACAGACUUUCAUUUCAAAGCCCUCUUGCCUGCCCUAAGCAAAUGCUCCCAGCUCCUCAAAGUCAACUUCUAUAUGAAUAGUAUCUCUCUGCCUGUCCUGAAGGAGCUUCUUCUUCAUACAGCAGAGCUGAGCCAGCUGAGCCAGGAGCUGUACCCUGCCCCUCUGGAAUGCUAUGAGGGUAACAAGAUACUUAAAGACAGAUUUAAGCAAUUUUGUCCAGAGCUGCUGGGCAUACUUAGGGACCAAAGGAGGCCCAAGAAAGUCUCCUUUGCUACAAGUAUCUGCCCCGAGUGUUCACAUUCCUGUUAUUAUAAUUAUAAUCUGGGGGCCACAGAUUGCCUUUGUCAGUAA
Molecule: messenger RNA, 1416 nt
Organism: Arvicanthis niloticus (Nile rat)
Lineage: Eukaryota; Metazoa; Chordata; Mammalia; Rodentia; Muridae
Source: RefSeq, a predicted model, not a curated record